Scheffersomyces coipomensis is the source of this 1278-nucleotide messenger RNA. It is a transcript of the gene ARC35, whose product is annotated as Arc35p. Gene Ontology annotation, biological process: Arp2/3 complex-mediated actin nucleation; actin filament polymerization. Lineage: Eukaryota; Fungi; Ascomycota; Pichiomycetes; Serinales; Debaryomycetaceae. The coding region runs from base 201 to 1223 and encodes 340 amino acids. The transcript has a single exon. The record is from RefSeq and is a predicted model, not a curated record. Gene Ontology annotation, molecular function: actin filament binding; structural constituent of cytoskeleton. Gene Ontology annotation, cellular component: Arp2/3 protein complex; actin cytoskeleton.
AUAGUUUUGAAGUAAAAGGUAGUACUAAUAAAAGGAGUUGCUAAACCAAAAUUGUAUUUCCUGCAUAUAACAUUGUCUCCUUUUUGUGAGAGGGAGCAGUCGAAACAAAAAUUGAAAGCGGAAGGAUAAGACCAGACAGGAUUAUAGUGACUAAUUAUAUCAAUCAAUCGAUUGCCAAUCGAAUCAAUUCUACAUCAAUCAUGUUACAAAUAGAACCAAAUAACUUAUUGGUGCAAAAGACUUUGACUGAGAGGAUUUUCCCCGACUCAGAAUCAUUAAGAUCGGUGGAUAGAAUCAUUACUGAUUUUGAUUUUACAACAUAUCAUAUUUCAACUUUACCUGAUCAAAAGAACUUAUUAUUGAUUUCAAUUUAUUUAAAAUGUUUUGGAGAUUUAACUAAGUAUGGUGUGAUUGAUUAUUUGAAUGGGAAAUAUGCUAAAUAUAGUCAAUAUUUAUCUGUAUUACUGGGUAAUGAUGUUGAACAAGGAUAUGAUUAUUCAUUAGUAUUAGAUCUUAAUGAACUUGAAUCAAUUGAUGACGAAGGAAAGAAUGAUGUGAUUAAUGAAUUAUCAUUCUUAAAAAGACAUGCUAUGGCUGCUCCAUUUGAAAAAGCUUUUGCUAGAUAUGAUGAAUUAACCCAAACUUAUGCUAAUAGUAAUACAUAUUCUGAAGAAGUUCAACAAGAAUUACAAAAUGAAGAAGUAUUAGUGAUUAAAUAUCGUGGAUCUGAUGAAUGUAUUUAUAUUAAACCAUCAUUUGAUAGAGUGACUGUUAUAUUUAGUACUGUUUUCCAAGAUGAAACUGAUAAAAUCUUUGGUAAGGUUUUCUUACAAGAAUUUGUUGAUGCUAGAAAGAGAUCAGUUCAAACUGCUCCUCAAGUGUUAUAUUCUCAUAAGGAAGCUCCAUUAGAUAUUCAAAAUUAUGUUCAAGGUAAAAAGGAUGAUGAAAAUAAAGGGUAUAUUACUUUUGUAUUAUUUCCAAGACAUCUUGUAAAGGGUGAUAGAAGAGAUAAUUGUAUUUCUCAUAUUCAAUUUUUUAGAAAUUAUUUCCAUUAUCAUAUUAAAUGUUCUAAAGCAUAUAUGCAUUCACGUAUGAGAUUUAGAGUUAAAGAAUUCUUAAAGAUAUUGAAUAGAGCUAAACCUGAAAAUGUUGAUGAUGAAGGUAAAGCUAUUGAAAAUAGAAAGACUGCUAGUGGUAGAAGAUUUGAUGUAGGUAGAGUUUAGUUUUACAUAUAAAAGAAUAAAAAUACAUUAUGAAAUUUAUUAUUAUCAUUAUUUA